GCUUGUCAUAUAUCUAUCUAUAUCUAUAGUAUUCUCUAGAACUAAGUUUUCAAGUUACCUAGGUGUUAUUAAUUAAUAACAUGGGUGCAGUGGGAAGAGGCAGUGCAAUAAUGGUGGCACUUGUAUUGUGCUUCAUGGUGGUCGAGAUGGCUGAUGCUGCCACGUACACCGUUGGAGAUGCAGCUGGUUGGACCUUCAAUACCGUCGGCUGGCCCAGAGGAAAGCGCUUUAGAGCCGGCGACACUCUUGUAUUCAGUUACAACCCAAGAGCACACAAUGUGGUGGCAGUGAACAGAGGAGGGUAUGAUAGCUGCAGGACACCGCGAGGAGCCAAAGUGUACAGAUCGGGGAAAGAUCAGAUCAGGCUUGUUAGGGGACAGAACUACUUCAUCUGCAACUUUCCCGGCCACUGCGAGUCCGGCAUGAAAAUCGCCGUCAACGCUGCCUAAUCCUUCCAUCCUCCUCAUUCUGAUCUUUGCACCUUCUUCUAUCCUUUAAUUUUACACUGCAUCACUUAUAAUAUAUAUGUAGCAACUCGGUUAAGUUGUAAGAAAUAAAAGGGUGUAGGUUCCAUAUCGUAUGUAAUAUGGUUCACUGAUCUAUACUAUAUAUAUGGAUCUAGUAAUAUAAUAAAUGUUGCUAUUAUA
Messenger RNA from Arachis stenosperma, 647 nucleotides. Its product is annotated as basic blue protein. Bases 81 to 449 code for a protein of 122 amino acids. NCBI's taxonomy places the organism in Eukaryota, Viridiplantae, Streptophyta, Magnoliopsida, Fabales, Fabaceae. Gene Ontology annotation, molecular function: electron transfer activity. The record is from RefSeq and is a predicted model, not a curated record. The transcript has 2 exons. Gene Ontology annotation, cellular component: plasma membrane.